Molecule: messenger RNA, 710 nt
Organism: Papaver somniferum (opium poppy)
Lineage: Eukaryota; Viridiplantae; Streptophyta; Magnoliopsida; Ranunculales; Papaveraceae
Exons: 7
Coding region: 303-707 (134 amino acids)
Source: RefSeq, a predicted model, not a curated record
AGCAGUCAUAGAGCUAGAAAAUUAAGGAUUACCAUUUUCCUUUGCCGAACUAAAGAAGGAAAAAUUUAUUAGCGUGCUUUUGGUGGUCAAAGCCCUGGACUACGAGAAAGAAAAUGAAACACAACACAAAGUUCUUUGUGGAAUACUUAGCGUUGGAUCUCAUCAUGGUCAAUAGUGGUUGCUUGUGGUUUAGAUGAUAAAUCAAAGGAUCCUAUCAUGGACAUAGUUGGAGGAGAUGAUGAUAAUCAGUCGACAGUCCUACAGAACAUCGAAGAAUUUUAACAAAAAAAAAGGACAACUUCAUGUUACAGGGAACUUUAUUUUUGAAGCGGUGUGAUACAGAAUUCCUUGGUUGCCUGAGGACAUCUAAUGUUCUCUUGGGUAUCACAGAUUCUGAGAUAGGAUUCCUGGAUAAAGUUGAGGAUGUAGAAUAUGAGAAGCGCACUGGUAAUGUUUCUCUGAUAGUUCUCUUGGGUAUCACAGAUUCUGAGUUGGGUCUUCUACAUAAAGUUGAGGAUAUAGAAUAUGAAAAGAGCACUGUUAAUGCUUCUUUGUAUUUUAAGAGUUGCAACAGUUGCGACUUCAGCUGGUCGCAACAGUUAUUAGCUGUUACGCAAUUUUGGUGUCAAAACAGAUUAAAAGUGUCAACCGAAAAUUUGCAACGGAAAUUUCGCCAUUGCAAAAAGCAGCAACAUCGACUUUCAUAAUAG